Molecule: messenger RNA, 1668 nt
Organism: Prorocentrum cordatum
Lineage: Eukaryota; Dinophyceae; Prorocentrales; Prorocentraceae
Source: the annotation of a GenBank genome assembly
CCUCCUCCUCCUCCUCCUCCUUCUCCUCCUCCUCGGGCCCUGCUGCUGGCGCUCGAGGUCGAACCUUGGGGAUGGAUUCGGGCGCCGCGAGCUCUUCGCGCCCGCCGGCCGAUUAUAAGUUUGGUGGGCUUCUCGCCGAGGGCCCGCGUUCACUCCGCUCGGGAGCCCUCGAGCGAAGUGAACCCCACCCUCCCCCGCAGAAAUCGUGGGGGGUAGGGGUAGGGUUCGCAGGUGGCCCCCCAUCGAAGGCUGAGCGGUCCACUCGGUAUCGGGGGCCAACGCGCGGAUCGUCACGGCACACACUUGCCGUACCGUUGUCGUGUAGGGCGUGUCUCUUCUUCGGCGCCCUGCGGCACGCCAUCUCGCAGGACGCGGCGGCCAAGGACGCGGCGGAGAAGGCGGCCUUCUCGCGCCCGAAGCUCCCGCCGGAGGACAGGUCGCGCGUGAUAUUCCUGGACGUCGACGGGGUGCUGCUGCCGUCCGGCAGCGUCGACACCAUCGUCGUGGACGGCGUGGCGCUGCCCACGCGCGACCACGUGCGCGAGAGCGACUUCGCGAUCUCGGCGCUCGGAAACCUGCGCUCCAUCGUGCAGCAGACGGGGGCCAGCAUCGUGCUCUCGUCCGAGUGGAGGACGCGCUGUGGCCCAUGCCCGCUGCCGCCGUCAGACUGUGCUGAAGAGCCAAGACAUCCCGCCUUUCCGCGGGGCGACGCCGAUCUUCAAGCCGCGGGGGGAGAUUCAGGCAAAGAGUCCGAUCUAUGCCUGGUGCGAACGAAGAGCACGAGAGAUCGGAGCUUGGCUGAAAGACAACCAGGUGCGGACACGGCGACUCGCACCACGGUGCAGUCACGAUGCCGUUCGACGAUUCGACCGAUCCGACAGCAUGCCGACGCGUAUGAUUACAUUCUCGCGGUGAGUUCGACCAGGUCUGUUCGUCGCGAUAUGGGUGACUGGGUUCAGCCAAUUAUGUACUGUCGGUGGACGAAUUGCUGCCGUGCCGACGGACGGAGCUGUACGACUGAGCUCGGUUGCGCGAUUCACACAGCUUAUGUCAGUGUCGUCUAACCCAUCCCCAUCCCCACUAGGCCAUAGUAUCGCGACCCCGCCAUCACCCAAGUUGGGGACAGGCCCCUGGGCACCCGAAGGGACCGGCCUUGGUCCCCCUCUGGGGGUGGGCUACUUGGCCAUCGGGACCCAUCCCACGCCGCCGGGGAUCGGGAUCUGUCCAACGAUGCUCAGUACGCGUCUGCGACUCCGAUUCGCUCGCCCGCAUCGCUUCGAUUCGCUCGCCCGCAUCGCUCGACUCGCGCUCGAGCCCCCUCUUCCGCGGACGAUGUGUGCACACCGCACCUCGUCGGCCUCUCCCGGGGCGCAGUCGAUCCUCGGCCCAGGAGCGGCACGGCGCACAGCCUCGUCGGCCCGCAGGGCCGAACGGUUGUUCACCAUGCCGCGUGGGAGCGGGGCCCGAAGGGAGCUCCAACGCGGGACGCUGCACGGUGGUCGUUUUCUUGUUCAUUGUUCUGCCGAUCGGCGCGGGCCCUCGCACCCCCUUCACCCCCCCCUCCCAUGGGAGUGGAUCUUGGCUGUGUUUGGCGCCCGUUUCGAGCAGGUGGAGUCUCCCCCAUGGGGCGCACUGCCGCAAACAGUCGUACUAUGCGGAGGUCCGGAG